Molecule: messenger RNA, 1874 nt
Organism: Thamnophis sirtalis
Lineage: Eukaryota; Metazoa; Chordata; Lepidosauria; Squamata; Natricidae
Source: RefSeq, a predicted model, not a curated record
AUGAGCCAGCUCUACCCCGGCCAGCUGCCCGCCUCGAUGGUUUACCUCUACGGGGCCGAGCGGGGAGCCUUGUCAGGCGCGCUGGGCUUCGGGCCGGCGGCGGGGGUGCUUCCCAGGCAGGAGUCCCCGCAGAAGCCGCCCUACAGCUACAUCGCGCUGAUCGCCAUGGCCAUCCAGCAGGCGCCCGAGCAGAAAGUGACGCUCAACGGCAUCUACCAGUUCAUCAUGGAGCGCUUCCCCUUCUACCACGACAACAAGCAGGGCUGGCAGAAUUCCAUCCGCCACAACCUCUCGCUCAACGAGUGCUUCGUCAAGGUGCCCCGCGAGAAGGGCCGCCCGGGGAAGGGCAGCUACUGGACGCUGGAUCCCCGCUGCACCGACAUGUUCGAGCACGGCAACUACCGGCGGAGGAAGAGGAAAACCCGCGGCGGGCCGCAGGCACCGGACGAGGCCGGGCUCGACCGGGAGGGCGCCCCCGCAGAAGCCCCCAAGAGGCGCCUCUCCAGCCCCCCCGGCGGCCAGCAGCAGCGCCCCCGCCUUCCCCUCCAGCCCGGCGCAGAGGAGGAGCUGAAGCCGAAUCCCGGCGUCCGAGAGCAAGAGGAGGAGGAGGAAGAGGAGGAGGAGGAGGAAGACGCGCGGAGCCGGCUGGCGGCUACGGCGGCGGGAGAGCGAGGCUCCAAGCCGGGCCCGGCUGAGCCGCCCCUCCGGGGGUCCCCAGUUGGCCUCUCCCCGCCGCGCCCCGAGGAUGGAGCGCCCCGCCUUGGAGAGGGUCCCGCCGCGCGCUUCUGGGCGCCCUCGGCCGCCAGGUUUCCACAGAGCCCCGAGGCGCCCCCGCGGGCUGCGGCGCCGGCUGCCAACCGUGCAGAGUCGCUCCGACCCCCGCGGGGCUCGGCCAAGCCUCGCAGCUUCAGCAUCGAGAGCAUCCUUGCGCGGAAAGUCCUGGCGGCGCCGCCCAAAGGCGAGCCCAGCGCGGCCAUCUCCAAACUGGACCAGCUGGUGGGCAGCGGCGGGCACGGCGAGACCAACGAAGCGCGCCCGGCUUUCAACGCCUCGCUGGUGCUGGAUUCCCACUUCCCCGGCCGGUUCUACCAGCUGGGCAUCCCCUUCCUCUCCUACCUACCCCUCCGCUUCUCGGAGACGGUUUUUCACUUCUAAAGCGCUCGCAGCUCCGCGCGCAGCCACGAAAGACGCAGCCCACCUAUUGAAGCUCCUUUCUUCCCGCGAGGCCGCUGGAAGUGGGGGUUCCCACGUGCGAGCCCAACUUCGUCACUUGCCGGGUUUUUCUCGAUCCUCGAGAUUUGACCCACCGUCCAUUCGGCCCUGAAUGUCGCAGCGUUUUUGCUUGGGCUGAAAAGAAAGCGGAUCGCGCAGCCGAAUCAGCCGGUUUGAGGCUUCAGGCUUUGCCGCCGAGAAUUCCUGGGAUUGUAAACCCGGCCUUUGCCCACUUCGCUUCGGAACUUCCUUCCGAGUACAGUUUAACCUGCUUAAACCAUGCGAUCCGGGGCGAAAGGGCGUCUCGGGAGUGGAUCCCUCAGGGAAGACCGUUUGCCCAAGUGAAGCGUAAACAAUAAAUUCCAAAUUCUCUGGGACUUUUGGAGUAGCUACAGCUUUCCCCAUUUUUUUUGCCCUCCUGUCUAUGCAUUGCUUUAUUAUUAUUAUUAUUAUUGUGUCAUUCCUGCGGCCUCUGACAUUUGGAACGGGCCCGACUGGAUGAUCUCUGGGAUUUUAAACAAAGUCACGCUUUAAUGCUACGAGUCUAAAAAAGGAGGGCGGUUUGUUUGCAAUGGAAACAUGUUACAGGCGUUUUGGGGGAGGGGGAUAUCCAGAUUUUACAGAAUCGGAACCUCCAGCGUUCUUUUCCGCAGAAGUUGAAG